This is a messenger RNA of Durusdinium trenchii, 1026 nucleotides long. NCBI's taxonomy places the organism in Eukaryota, Dinophyceae, Suessiales, Symbiodiniaceae. The record is from the annotation of a GenBank genome assembly.
AUGGUGGCUGAAGCAGCUCAUCAAGUGUCUUUUGAUUCAGACAAUAUCGACCUAGCCCUUCAAGCGACGUUUUUGGCAAGCUGGAUUACUGCCAUUGAAGACUCCAGAUUUGGGAAGGUUGCCAUCCAUGAUUUGGCAAAGCAAAAGGUAUGGGGAGCCUUUUUGCAAGUACUGCUUUGCGAGACUUUUGCCCAACACCCCUACAGACUUGCAGCGCAGGAUCCAACAGCCUUCAAGUCUUUGCUGUCUCCAUCUUGUGAGGCCGAUUUGAUUGAAUACUUGUCUUGGACAAUCAUGCAGUGGUAUGAUGCGCUUUCCAGCACUUUUUCCAUCGAUUUUUCAGUUGAGCAAUUUCUUCGGGGCUGGCUGAUGGUGAUCACCCGUGCUUUUGAUUUGGAGGGGACUCGCACAACUUUGGUACCUGGUCUUGACUCUUUCAAUCAUGAUCCGAAUCGAGCCUCUGCGCGUCCCGCCCCCGAUGGUAUGGGGGGCAUGUUGGUGGCGGCAACACGAGAUAUUGAAGCGGGUGAGGAGGUGUUUUUUACAUAUAGCCAGCUUUCGAUCUCUGAGCUCUACCGGACCUAUGGCUUCACGUUGCCCUUGGAAGCAAUGCGGCACCAGACAUUCACAGUGUUGCCCAGCAGGGUGCGCUUCUUGUUGCUGAAACACCUCCCACCUAGCCACGCUGGACUACUUAUUGAAUUUCAUAGUGCCGUGCUACACCCAACGGUGGUUGCUGCUCUGAAGGCCUGUGCAAGCCAGGGAAAGAGCUACACCAAGUUCUUGCGGGAAUUGCUCCGGUUUUUCUCAGAAGCUUAUGACCGUGACCCACGAAUGAAGGAAGCUAUUGUGACAAAAACUGCAAGUACAGAUGUACUUCGAGUCAAACUAAGUGAGUAUCGAUGCAUCCAACGAUACUUGAAGAGCUUAGAUGACGAAACAAAUGACCUGAACAACAUGCUGCAGAGAGUCGUCGGGGAAAAGGGCCAGAAUUUGCAGAGCCCAGGACUCCAGGACGUAUUUUGA